This is a messenger RNA of Paracoccidioides brasiliensis Pb18, 1638 nucleotides long. Its product is annotated as D-lactate dehydrogenase. The record is from RefSeq and is a predicted model, not a curated record. Gene Ontology annotation, cellular component: mitochondrion. The transcript has 2 exons. Gene Ontology annotation, molecular function: catalytic activity; FAD binding. The coding region runs from base 1 to 1638 and encodes 545 amino acids.
AUGUUGGGCACUAGAAGGAGUAUUUCCCUCGCUAUUCGCCGAUCACAGACUUCAAAGGCCCGGACACGGAAUUUCAGGCCGAACUUCUGCUCUGUUCCCACCACACAAUUCAGCACCUCAUCAUCGGUCGGAGCUAUCGCAGCCCCGUCCAAACAAUCCAAAUAUACCACAGAUGCGUAUCCGAAUCUAAAGCGAAAUCCCAAUUUCUCCGAACUCAGUGACGUCCAUGUUCAACAUUUUAAAACCUUGCUCAAAUCCCCCUCUGCAGUCAUCGAUGGUUUCACUCAGGAUGCGACGGACGAUAUCGAGCCGUUCAACUGUGAUUGGAUGCGGAAAUACAGAGGACAUGCUAGAUUGGUGCUGAAGCCUCAAAGCACAAAGGAAGUGAGUGAGGUACUGAAGUACUGCAAUGCGAAUAAGCUGGCUGUAGUACCUCAGGGUGGGAAUACAGGACUGGUCGGUGGAGGGGUGCCCGUGUUCGAUGAGAUUGUAAUUAGUACGGCGCGAAUGAAUAAUAUUCGAUCCUUUGAUGAAAAUUCUGGGGUGCUGGUGGUUGAUGCCGGUGUGAUUCUGGAGGUUGCUGAUAAAUAUCUUGCGGAGAGAAAUCAUAUUUUCCCCCUUGAUCUCGGGGCCAAGGGCUCAUGCCAUAUUGGGGGCAACGUUGCGGCUAAUGCGGGUGGUCUGCGAUUGCUACGCUACGGAAGUUUACAUGGUAAUGUGCUGGGGAUAGAAGCCGUACUUCCCGAUGGGACACUUAUUGAUGACUUGUCCACGUUGAGGAAGAACAAUACGGGAUAUGAUUUGAAGCAACUUUUCAUUGGUAGCGAGGGGACCAUUGGCAUUAUAACUGGUGUUUCUAUAAUUUGCCCCCGGCGGCCUAAGGCAAUCAAUGUGGCCUUCUUUGGCAUCGAGAGUUACGAACAAGCUCUCAAGGCUUUCUUGGAGGCCCGGGGCCAGUUGUCAGAAAUCCUAUCUGCAUUCGAAUUAAUGGAUGGGCGCAGUCAGGACAUGGUGCAUAAGGUCACUGGAUUAAAGAAGCCUUUGGAGGGAUCAUACCCCUUCUACUGUCUCGUAGAAACGAGCGGCUCGAACGGUGAACAUGACAAUGAGAAACUGGAAGGGUUUUUGGAGCAUGUUAUGGAUGAAUCGAUUGUGGCAGAUGGGGUGCUGGCUCAGGAUGAAACACAGGCACAGACACUCUGGCGGUGGCGAGAAGGGAUUACUGAGGCCUUGAGUCAUUUGGGAGGAACAUAUAAAUAUGACGUCUCCAUACCGCUAGCUGAGCUUUACCAGCUAGUUGAUGACACGAGAGACCGAUUGACCAAGGCCGGUUUAGUAGGAGACAACGACAGCUACCCAGUUCGCGAAGUGUUGGGAUACGGCCACAUGGGGGAUUCGAAUCUGCAUCUCAACGUCGCGGUCCGGAAAUAUAACAAGGACGUUGAGAAGAUGAUCGAGCCCUGGGUCUACGAGUGGAUUGCCAAGCGGAAUGGCAGUAUCAGUGCAGAGCAUGGCCUGGGCAUCGCGAAGAGGGAAUUCAUCGGCUACAGCAAGAGUGAGACGAUGACUAAGCUGAUGGCACAGCUGAAAAAGCUUUACGACCCGAACGGAAUCAUGAACCCUUAUAAAUACAUCUAA